Symsagittifera roscoffensis is the source of this 1253-nucleotide messenger RNA. RefSeq lists its product as uncharacterized. Bases 184 to 1173 code for a protein of 329 amino acids. The transcript has a single exon. The record is from RefSeq and is a predicted model, not a curated record. Lineage: Eukaryota; Metazoa; Xenacoelomorpha; Acoela; Convolutidae.
UUCCGUCUGUCCGAACUUUUUGCUACUAAUUAUAGACAUCUCGAAAAAAUUGUAACCGGUUUUCAAUGCUCCUUUGGAUGUUCGGAAUGCAUUUUGAAAACUCAUUUCCAAUUUCUAGGUCAUUUUGAAGCCUCAAGAACAUCUCAAUUUUUUAAAAACUAUCAACAAGCAACGGAACCUUCUAUGAAUUCAAUGACUCGCAAUAUUCUAUUUUUGUUGCACUUUACAAUAGUGUGCAUGGGACAAAGUGGAAACGAAGACCCAUUUGCCAGGUUUGGCGGAUGGCACGGUAGCAGUAGCGGAACUUCUGGAGGAAAUGGUCAAUCUUCUUGGACUGGAAGUGGAACUAACUUUCAAAAUGCGGGAUCAGGAUCGGAAACCGGAUCUGGAACAGCACCUGUACCGACACCAAAUGGAGAAAAUACUCCUCCAGUCCAAUGUGAAGACAAAGACGAAUACUGCGACCAAUACGAAAACCGUGGUUUCUGUGACUCACAAAACCAGUACUAUCAAUACAUGCGAAAGAAUUGCGAACUGUCAUGUAGAUUUUGCAUACCUCAAAGCCCCUCAGCAAGUGGAAUAGCUAAUUGUCCUAGUCCUAGUUCAUGUCCGAGACUCGGGUGCGGAGAGGACCAGGUGUUGUCGCAGGCAGAGAACGACUGCUGUCCCAAAUGCAUAACCAGACCAAGCCAAGGCUGCACUCCUGUGUUCGAACACCAAGAAAUAGUAGGAUUCGAAUACAACAACUUAAAAUGUGACACUGUUGGACCUAUAAUCCACUCGGCCUGUUUCGGAGUGUGUGCCAGUGCUAGUGUACUGUUAGUUAAUGGGGGCGAAUUCAAAAGAUGCGAGUGUUGCCAGGGCAGCGACUGGAAGACUCUGACUACUUUGAUCAACUGUUACAGACCUGGUUAUAUUUCACCCGGACCCCAGACUUACGAUUACACCGUAAUUACGCAAUGCAGUUGUCGAGAAUGCAGUGAUACGGCAUCUAACAACCAGGCACAGGGAUCAAGUUCCGGAUUAGCUGGUGCAGCGGCUAAUUUUAGAGGAACAGCAGGAAAUUCAGAUUUUUGGGCUCCGGCUGCAGCAGAAUCUGGCGCCGGAGAGGGCGAAGUUAAUGAUGAGUCAUUUGGCGGAAUGAUGGUGAAAGUUGCCUCUUUCAAUUCCUGAUGACUCAUCAAAAAUUGUGACAAAAAGUAACUUCGAUGAAUUUCUUGCUGAUAAAAUGAAUAUCGCAGUUGCAUAGAAUU